AUGCCUGAGUCACUUGUCAACACCUCUACCACAGACCAGGGACAGUCAACACAAUUGUAUGGUUCUGCUCUUGUUCGGAUCUUCAGCUAUGUUGUUCUCGCGCUAUUUCCGCUUAUCGCCCUGGCGAUCAGCAGAAUCUCCACGCCUAGCUUGGAUCCGAGGGAGCCACCACUCCUGAAGCCGACGAUACCUGUUGUGGGACACCUCGUCAACAUGCUCUACAAGGGCGGCAAGUACUAUCUAGAGAUGUACGAGUCUUCUCAGGGAAAGCUUUCGACAGCCACGCUCAGCAUCUUUGGCCAAAAGGUCUAUCUAAUUGCCUCUCCCUCUCUGGCACAGGCAGCUCUCCGCAACCGUCUUCUUUCCUUUGACCCUUUCGUUGUCCAGGCGAGCGAUGGCCUGGUCAGACUCAGCGCAAAGGCAAAAGAGCUUUUCGUGGACGGCACACUGCUCCAUGCCUUCUCCACGACGGUAUCAUCAGCAACUUCACCAGAACCUAUGCGACGUAUGACGGUUACGGCACUUGCGGCGUUUACUGAUGAUCUCAAUGCGCUAGCAGCCGGACCUGACCAUCAGCAAGAGAUCCAGCACUUGUAUCACUUUCUCAGAAAUCGGAUCGCCAUGGCCGCAACAGAUUCGCUUUACGGCAUAAAAACAAAUCCAUUUAGACAUGACCCUCGUCUGGUCGAUGAUAUCUGGACAUUUGAUGAUGCAUUGACCUAUCUUUUCCCUAACAUUAAGCCUGAGUGGAUAGCACCAGCUGGCAAUUCUGCUCGAGAGCGACUUCAACAUGUUCUCGUCAACUAUUACAAGCAAUUUCCCGACGAACCGUCAUUCCCACCAGAUGUCGCAGAGUUUACAAAGCUUCGGGCACGCAUCAUUCGCAACUCUGGCCUCAGCGACACUGACCUGGGCCGACUUGAGGUAGGCAUGGUGGUAGCCGCAACGACCAAUAGUGCCCCAAUGUUCUUUUGGUUUUUGAUCAGCGUCAUGUCUCGACCGCAAAUUCUCGCCAAAGUCAGAGAAGAGGUUGAGCCACUGGUGACCUUCAGAAAGGAAGACAUCAGUGGGCCCAGUGGAGCUGCAAUAAAAGUAGUCGCAACUUUUCGUACCUCUCAGUUGACCGAUUCAAUCAUCUGCCCCUACAUCACUGCGGCACAUCGUGAGACCUUGCGUCUCUUCGACUCUAAUACAGCAACACGGCACGUUCUAGACGACACGACACUUCCUGACGGAACUCUGCUCCGUGCUGGAGGCAUUUGUCAUAUUCCCGCCGGUGUUGGACACCGCAUCCCAGAAGCGUGGGGCGAAAGGGACCCAAAUGAGUUUGCGCCUGAACGAUGGCUCGAGCACCAAGUACGCAUGUCGGGGUCAAGCGGUAUCACGCAGAAGAUGGCCUUUUGGCCUUUUGGUGGCGGCAAACACCUGUGCCCUGGUCGCAACUUCGCCAUUAACGAGAACAUCACCCUUCUCGCGGCAUUGGUCACAGGAUUUGACUGCGAUGGUCUCGUUGUUCCUGAGUGCCCUAUCGCAAAUCUCACGGGUCAAAGUGUCCCACCGCCAAAGAAGCAAGUGAAGGCCACGUUCAAAAGACGAGAGGGUUGGGAAAACGUCUUCUCUAUCCAUCGCGUUGCAGUCAUCAUCUAUCGCAUCUAUUUUCAUCCCCUUCGCCGUUAUCCCGGACCGAAACUCGCAGCAGUCACAAAGCUUUAUCGACUCUACGUCACAGUCAUAGGGGAUGGUGCCAUCGCUCCCAAACGGCUCCAUGAUCAAUAUGGUCUUAUUGUUCGGAUUGGACCAGAUGAGCUCAGCUACAUUGAUCACCGGGCAUGGAAGGAUAUUCAUGGCUUCCACAAGUCCGGGCAAGACCUCUUCGAAAAGGACUUGGUGAUGUAUGGACCAGAUAUUGCGCCUAAUGUUCGGGGUCUGAUCCGCGCCAACGACUCAGGGCACAGGCGCCAACGGCGGAUAUUCAGCCAUGCAUUCUCAGACAAAGCACUUCGUGGGCAGCAAGACCUCAUUCGAGGCUAUGUGGAUAUGCUGGUUGAAAAAAUCCACCAGGUGCACCGGGUGGCCACGUGUCAGGGAGACAAGUCGGUGGAAGUGACUCGUCUGUACACUUUUACAACCUUCGAUAUUAUGGCGGACUUGACCUUUGGAAAACCCUUGGGGAUGCUCAGUGGUGAGAGCUUCGUGCCCUGGGUUUCGGUUAUCGAAGAAUCACUUAAGUACUCGGGAUACACCUUACUCCUUCGUGCAUACCCAAUUCUCGAGACGUUCUUCACGCGUUUGAUACCCAAGAGAAUAAAGGCAAUGAGAGAUGAGCACAUCAACUUCGCCGUCAAGCGGGUUGACGAACGCCUGGAGCAAGGCGCCGACAGGGGCGAUAUCUGGAGCUUAGUUGAGCGUAACGAGGAGCAGAACAACAUAACUCGAGAAGAGAUGUACUCUAGUUCGUACGAGUUCCUCAUCGCAGGAUCUGAGACAACGGCAAGUCUUCUCAGUGGGUUGACUUACUUCCUCUGCAAAAACGAAAGCAAGAUGAAGAUUUUGCUCAAGGAGAUUCGCAGCCUGAAAAGAGACGAGCUUACGAUUUCCAAGCUCCAAGGUUUGAAGUACCUCCAAGCCUGCAUAGACGAGGCUAUUAGGCUCUAUCCUCCUGUUGCUGGAGCACUGGGGCGCGUGAAGCGAGUCUGCGGGGCGAAUAUCUGCGGUCAAUGGGUUCCAGAGGGGACCACGGUAGGAAUACCUCAUAUGGCAGCAUAUCAUUCUGCAAAACACUUUAGUUUUCCAAUGGAGUUUAUGCCAGAGCGUUGGCUUACGAACGCUCCUUCUAAAUUUUCAGACGACAACAAGGAGGUUUUCCAGCCUUUUCUCUACGGGCCGAGGAAUUGUCUCGGAAAGAGUCUGGCUUAUCACGAAGUUCGAUUGAUCAUCGCUUCAAUUUUGUGGGACUUUGAUGUCGAGCUGGAAAACAAGGAGGUGGAUUGGCUGAAACAAAAAUGGUAUGGAUUCUUUGAAAAGAAUCAGCUGCGUGUGAAGAUGACACCAGCUGUAUGA
This is a messenger RNA of Colletotrichum costaricense, 3060 nucleotides long. RefSeq lists its product as uncharacterized. The record is from RefSeq and is a predicted model, not a curated record. The transcript has 5 exons. NCBI's taxonomy places the organism in Eukaryota, Fungi, Ascomycota, Sordariomycetes, Glomerellales, Glomerellaceae. Gene Ontology annotation, molecular function: monooxygenase activity; iron ion binding; oxidoreductase activity, acting on paired donors, with incorporation or reduction of molecular oxygen. The coding region runs from base 1 to 3060 and encodes 1019 amino acids.